Ascochyta rabiei is the source of this 1683-nucleotide messenger RNA. RefSeq lists its product as uncharacterized. The coding region runs from base 1 to 1683 and encodes 560 amino acids. The transcript has a single exon. The record is from RefSeq and is a predicted model, not a curated record. Lineage: Eukaryota; Fungi; Ascomycota; Dothideomycetes; Pleosporales; Didymellaceae.
AUGCUCACCAACGUUUUCGCUGUCACGGCAGCUAUGGCCGCCACCGCCUCUGCUUUCGACUGCAGCGGCCACUAUUUCAGCUUCUUCAACCGCGCUGGACCAAUGUCCUAUCAGCGCGUUGAUCCCGCCCUCUUCCCUGGAGCCGCGAGCCCUCAUAUUCACUCGUUCGAUGGCGGAAAUGCAGUCAGUGCGUCUUCGACCUUUGACACCCAAAUGGGUUCGACCUGCACCACUGCCCGUAUCAAGCCUGACAAGUCCUUGUACUGGCGUCCUACACUCUUCUGGAACGGCAACAACACUGGUUUCUACCGUGUACCUGAAAAGGCUGCCAAGGUCUACUACAAGUCUGGCGAUGGCUCUGCGUGGGCCAACGUCACCGAGUUUCCUGAAGACUUCAACAUGAUCGCUGGUGACCCAGCCAAGCGCGCUGAUGGCGACAACCCUGGCGGUGUUCGCUGGGCCUGCCACCAGGCCAACGGUGGUGACAACAGCAUCUUCACCAACGGCUUCCCCAGUGGCUUCCAGUCUUGCGAAUACGGUUUCGCAAGCGAAGUCACAUUCCCUUCGUGCUGGAACGGUCAGAAGCUUGAUCCCAGCAAACCCAGUGCUCACAUGGCUUACCCCAGCAACGCUGGCGUUGGUAUCGAGAACUGCCCUACCACCCAUCGCGCUGCUCGCUUCCCAACCAUUUUCAUGGAGUUCUGGUACGACGUCUCAUCCUUCAACGGCCAGUACAGCUCUAGCUCCACGCCGUGGGUUCUGUCCAACGGCGACCCAACUGGAUACAGCAUGCACGCCGACUUCCUCAACGGCUGGGAGAAGGGUGUUCUGGCCAAGGCUACUGGUGAGACCGGCGGUUGCAACUGCGGCUGCGCGUGCGGCAACGAUGAGAUGAAGCAGUGCUUUGGCGCCGAAAACGUCAACGAUGAUGGCGAUUCGAGCUUCGCCGAGUGCUCUGCUAGCAAGAGCGACGCUAUUGCUAAGCUCGACAAACUCCCUGGUUGCAACCCCAUCCAGUCUGGUCCUGCUCGUGCUACCGUGGUUUCUGGUGCUGGGUGCGAUGCUACGCAGGUGGCUUCUUCCGUUGCAAGUGCAACCAGUGCUGUCAUCUCGGAAGUAGCAUCCGCUAUCCCAUCAGCCUACUCCGAAGCCUUCUCCGUCACCGUGCCCGCUGGAGCAUCAGUCACUGCCUCGGCCAAGACCUCUUCCAGCCGCACUCGUCGUAUCCGCACCAGCAGUGCCGCUAUCAGCAUCAGCCUCGCUAACAAGGGCAAUGCCAACGACUACGCGUACCCAACCGCCGCUGCUGACACCUCCUCGGCCCACUAUCCCUACCCCAGCGCCAACUCUUCCAGCAUCGCCCCCACCCCCACCGGUCGCUACUCUUCGUCCCCAGUCCACGCUAGCACCAAGGCUCACGGCCACAACCACAGCAGGUUCCACAAGACGACAGCUGCGGAGCCCAGCAACACCGCUUACCCCCUCACUCCUUCGAACCACUCCAACAACGACACUGGUGGGAAGGCGCCUUGCAACGCUUCUGUCACCGUUACGUACACUUCCACUGUCUACGUAACUGCCGCUGCCAACAAGACUGCACGGGAGGGCACGACCGUCACGCAGACGAGCACUGUCACCGCGCCGUCCACAAUCAAAGCAGCUGCCAGCGGGUACGGGUCCUAG